CGAGACUCUUUCUCCUGUCUCUGUCUCCUUCCUCUUCUCUCUCUCUCUCUCUUCCCCAAUGCUUUGGUAUAUACUCCCAGCAUCUCUUUUAUCCUGCCCUUUCCAUUCCUUCUUUUAAAAUCCACUUUCUCUCCCUUCCUCUGGCACAGACUGCUCAACAAUGGCGCAUUCCUCUCCCAUACUCAAUCACAAGAACCAAUUCCUCUUCUCCUUCAUCUCCAAAACCUCCAACUCCAACUCUCACUCCCAUUACUCUCUCCGCCUCGCAAAACCGCCUCUUUCUCUCGGCUUCUCCUCUUCUUCUUCUCCUUCGCCGUCGCCGUCGUUGACGCCUCGUUUGCCCGUCGCGCGAGUCACCACCGCGCCGGUAGAGUUUGCGCCGCCGCCGCCUCCGGAAUUCGACUUCCGGCGAGAAAUCUCGCGCCUUAAAGCUCUUCGCUCUAGACUCUCGAGGUGUGAAAGCCUCCGAGAGAGGCUCAGAAUCGUCGGCGGUGACCGGAUAGUGAAGGACUUUUUUGGUUCCGGCAGAAGCGGUUUCUCUAGGGUUUUGGCCUCGUUGAAUUUGUGCUCCUACGAGUUGUUCUUGCUCAAGUGCUUGGUCGCGACCGGGCAGGAGCACGUGCUGACUUUCGGGUUUCAGUUCGUGGACGACGAAUUCGAGUCGGCGAGGGGCUCGAUCAAGAGCGCGCUUUAUGCUCUGGUUGGCAUGAUUGAGAAAUUGGACGUCAAUGGCGGUGGCGGCGAAUUGAAUGGGAUUGGUUUGACUUUGAACGAUGAAGACAUUGGGGACUUGAGGAAGCUGUUGAAGAUUUUGGGAGAGGUCGAACAGUUCUAUGAUUGCAUUGGAGGAAUUAUUGGAUAUCAGAUAACAGUUUUUGAGCUUCUUGCCGAGGCAAAAGCCGAAAGGCGGACUACAAAAAGGUCCAAACACAAACAUGAACUAAUGAACUGCCAGUUCUUGGAAAUCCAUGCUCCCAGUGGACUCGAUCUUGCUCAAAAUACAGAAUAUGCAUUAGAAGCUGCUUUAUGGGGAAUUGAGGGUUUGCCAUACUUGGGUGAAAUUUAUCCUUUGGGAGGCUCUGCAGAUAGGCUAGGGUUAGUUGAUCCCGACACAGGUGAUUGUCUUCCUGCUGCAAUGCUACCUUAUUGCGGGAGGACUUUGUUGGAAGGUCUCAUAAGAGAUCUUCAGGCUAGAGAGUUCUUGUACUUCAAGAUUUAUGGCAAGCAAUGCAUCACUCCUGUUGCAAUCAUGACAAGUUCGGCGAAGAACAACCAUGAGCACAUCGCUUCUCUUUGUGAAAGGCUUGGGUGGUUUGGAAGAGGUCAAUCAAGUUUCCAACUUUUUGAGCAGCCUCUUGUUCCAACUGUUAGUGCAGAAGAAGGCCAAUGGCUGGUUAGCAAACCUUUUUCACUUGUAUGCAAACCUGGCGGUCAUGGUGUAAUAUGGAAACUUGCUCAUGAUAAAGGCGUUUUCAAAUGGUUCUUUGAUCAGGGAAGAAGAGGAGCAACUGUCCGGCAAGUCAGCAAUGUUGUAGCAGCCACAGAUUUGACCCUCUUGGCAUUGGCGGGGAUUGGUCUGCACCAAGGAAAGAAACUGGGCUUUGCAUCCUGUAAGCGGAACUUGGGGGCUACAGAAGGAAUUAAUGUUCUAAUUGAGAAGAAAACCCUUGAUGGGAUCUGGGCCUAUGGUUUAUCAUGCAUUGAGUAUACAGAGUUUGAAAAGUUUGGAAUAGCAGAUGGACCUCUUUCUCCUAAUAGUUUGCAGGCAGAGUUUCCUGCGAAUACAAAUAUCUUGUACGUGGAUCUACCUUCUGCAGAGUUGGUUGGAUCGAGUAAUUAUGGUAACAGCUUACCUGGAAUGGUGCUCAAUACAAAAAAGCAAAUCUCAUUUGUAGACUAUUAUGGAAAACCACAGAGUGUCGCAGGUGGCAGGCUGGAGUGCACAAUGCAAAAUAUUGCUGAUAGCUUUUUCAAUACAUAUUCAUCUCGAUGUUACAAGGGUGUGGAAGAUAUGCUUGAUACCUUUAUUGUGUUUAAUAAAAGAAGAAGAGUGACAUCAUCUGCUAAGAAGAAACGAAGACAUGCGGACAAAUGUUUACAUCAGACUCCUGAUGGUUCACUGUUAGAUAUCUUAAGAAAUGCCUGCGAUCUUCUUUCUCAAUGCAAUAUUAAACUUCCUGAGAUUGAAGGCAAUGACAAAUAUGUUGAUUCUGGACCACCAUUUCUUAUCCUUCUGCACCCUGCUCUUGGCCCACUCUGGGAGAUCACAAGGCAAAAAUUCUAUGGAGGUUCCAUAUCCAAGGGCUCUGAACUACAAGUAGAGGUUGCAGAGUUUCUGUGGAGGAAUAUUCAGCUUGAUGGAAGCCUGGUCAUAGAGGCUGACAGUGUUAUGGGCUCGACUAGAAUUGAUGAGAAUGGAGAACAUAUCCUGCAAUAUGGGCACAGGUGUGGAAGAUGUAGAUUAGAAAAUGUCAAGGUAUUGAAUAAGGGAAUCGACUGGAACUGUGGAGACAGUGUGUAUUGGAAGCAUGCUGUGCAACGCUUUGAGGCAUGUAAAAUCAUAUUGCAUGGAAAUGCUGAAUUUGAGGCAACAGAUGUCACUAUACAGGGAAAUCAUAUAUUUGAAGUUCCAGAUGGUUACAAAUUGAAGGUCACAUCAGAAAGUUCAGGUAUGCAAGUCAAAUUAUACCCAAUUGGAAAGAAUAUGAUGGACAGUGGAAGCUGGUACUGGAACUACAAGAUAAAUGGCACGCAUAUUCAGUUGGAAUUAGCAGAGUUGUGAAACUACUCCUAACCAUAAUUCUCGACCCCGGACGUGAAUCCUGGUUCACAGAUGGCAUGGAUCUAUCCCUCAUAAAGUCAAAAUGCUGAGAUCUGAUUGGUUAAACACAAGUUGAACCAUCUCUCAUCGUCUUUACUUCUUUAUUGAUUUAUGUUAAUUUAUUUUGUUAGACCUUAAAGGGGUCUACCGAUUGCAGCUCACAUCAACUUUUUCUUAUCCUUUUUUUUAUUUUAUUUUUUUUAAUUCCUUUUAUUUUAUUAUUUGGCUCCUUUUUGGGAGGAGGAUGGAACUGCUCUUUGUAACUAAUGUAAUAUAUGUGCUUACUCGAGCAAUAAAAAUAUGUUCAAUUAUUUCUAA
Molecule: messenger RNA, 3139 nt
Organism: Morus notabilis
Lineage: Eukaryota; Viridiplantae; Streptophyta; Magnoliopsida; Rosales; Moraceae
Product: UTP--glucose-1-phosphate uridylyltransferase 3, chloroplastic
Exons: 17
Coding region: 161-2782 (873 amino acids)
Biological process (GO): UDP-N-acetylglucosamine biosynthetic process
Molecular function (GO): UDP-N-acetylglucosamine diphosphorylase activity
Source: RefSeq, a predicted model, not a curated record